CCCCACCAGGAACAAGCAGCACCUGCAGCACCGGCUGAGGGUCCCCGGCAGGGAGGGCGUACAGCACCGAGCACCCUGUCUGCAGGUUUCUAACAGGUUAAGAAGUCAUGGUGUAGAAUGGCUCGGAAGGACUGCAGCCCUGCUGUGACCCUUUUCCUGUAACGGGUCUCUAGUUCUGCGGGCGAUGUCACAGCAUGAGUUCCGCAGCAACGGAGGUCAGCAUUACCAAGUCUCCUCUUGGUCUAAUGUGAAUAAUUCUUCAUCGCCAAAUAUCAAAAACAACAUCGGCUUUAUCGAGGUCCAUGACAUCAGAGUCCAGAAUGACGUCAACAGCCUUGGAAAAUUCACCUUAAAAACGUCUGAACCAGAGCUACGCCUGCAGAAUUUCCGGGCGAUCGGCGAGGAUGACGAAGCGACCCCGGUUGACGUUGGCAUCCCGACUCUGGAAAUCGGUGACCCGGAACCCGUCCAUUGCAGCAAUCACGGCGUGAAGACAAACUGCGCCGGUUCUACGGAUGAAAGGGUUUCGGGAAGCGCCAGGAACCCCCCGCUUCUGUCUGUCCGGAGCGCGGACCACGAUUACGUCGCUUGGAAGUCGUCUACUCUCCCGAGGUCCGGGUACGACGCCGCGAAGCUGUACAGCCCGACGUCUCUGAACAGGAGCGAUGACGUUUCCGACUGCAGCAUCUCCAGCCUCAGCACCGAGUUCUCAACCACGUUAUCCGUCAGCAACGAGGAUAUUGUGGAUUUUCUGGUUACGAGCAACUCGAGCGCCAUCGUGACCUUGGAGAACGACGAGACGCACUUCUCAGAGGUGACGCUAAAUUCCACCAGGGACAGCACCGAUUCCAACCAACGGGGCUUAAUUCACGAAGGAGAUGUGGAUAAUAAAACGAAAAUAUUGGGGCCGCUUAGUAACUUCUUUAACAGGAAUAUAUUUGCUAGAAAAAAGAGCGUCCAAGCAGAGAAACCGAAUGAUCAGGGCUGGAAACUCUUCGGGAAAGUCCCGCAAAAUAACCAGCGGAAAACACAACAGGAAUAUGAAGACAGACUGGGACGAGCUUCAAAGUCUCCCUCCCCAAAGCAGAAUGUGAGGAAGAGCAUGGUGUUUGAACCUCUCUCGACCACGGCCCUCAUUCUGGAGGACAGGCCAGCGAACCUCCCGGCCAAGCCAGCCGAAGAGGCCCAAAAACACAGGCAGGAGUAUGAAGAAAUGGUGGCCCAAGCUAAACGGAGAGAAUUGAAAGAAGCCCAAAGGAGGAAGAAACAGCUAGAAGAAAGAUGUAAACUGGAGGAAAGCAUUGGAAACGCCGCGCUAAUGUGGAACAAUGAAAUCCUACCUAACUGGGAAGCCAUGUCGUGCUCACGGAGAGUCCGGGAAAUGUGGUGGCAGGGGAUACCGCCCAGCGUGCGUGGAAGAGUCUGGAGCCUGGCCAUUGGCAACGAUUUAAAUAUCACCCACGACCUAUUUCACAUUUGUUUAUCUCGAGCGAAGGACAGAUGGAAAUCGCUGAGCAUGGGAGGCUCUGAACUAGAAAACGAAGAUUCGGGGCUGUCGGCAGCAGACAGAGAGGCCAGUUUGGAGCUGAUUAAAUUGGACAUCUCACGCACUUUCCCCAACCUGUGUAUUUUCCAGAAGGGUGGUCCUUAUCACGACGUGUUGCAUAGUAUAUUGGGGGCUUACACUUGUUACAGACCAGAUGUUGGUUAUGUACAGGGUAUGUCCUUUAUUGCUGCUGUCCUGAUUUUGAACUUGGAUACUGCAGAUGCCUUUAUCGCAUUCUCAAACCUCCUAAAUAAACCUUGCCAGAUGGCAUUCUUUCGAGUUGACCAUGGCCUUAUGCUGACGUACUUUGCAGCAUUUGAAGUAUUCUUUGAAGAAAAUCUUCCAAGGUUAUUUGCACACUUCAAGAAGAACAACCUAACUCCGGAUAUCUACCUAAUAGACUGGAUUUUUACUUUGUACAGUAAGUCGCUGCCACUGGAUUUGGCCUGUCGAGUGUGGGAUGUGUUCUGCCGCGACGGUGAGGAGUUUCUUUUUAGGACUGCUUUGGGGAUCCUUAGACUUUUUGAAGACAUUUUGACUAGAAUGGACUUCAUCCACAUUGCACAGUUUCUCACUAAACUCCCAGAGGAAUUAACACCCGAUGAUUUGUUUACCUCCAUUGCUGCAAUUCAGAUGCAAAGCCGGAAUAAGAAGUGGGCUCAGGUACUGUCUGCACUACAGAAGGAUAAUCGAGAUAUGGAAAACAGAAGUCCUGCUCUAAAGCGCUGAAAAUGUUUUGCUUUCUGGAAGAAACAUUUUGUGGAAUGUCGAGGCUUUUGUUACUCGCAUUAACUUAGAACAUAUUCAAAUUCAGGACUGUAUGAAAACACUGGAGUCGGCCUUAAAACAAAAACCACUGGAGCCAAUGUUCGGUUGGCGCUGUUCCUUUAAAACCAUUAUAUUUCCGUGACUUGGAAAGACAUUUUAUAGAGCUCCAAAAGUUUGGUGAAAUCUCUGGGGCAAAGCCUUAGUGUGUGCAGUAGUAUGAAUGGAUCUACGUAUAUCAGCAAGAUUCCCACUUCUAGCGCAAGAACACCGCACGUGCUAUUCCUGUAAAUCACUAAUUCUACAAGAGUCGACCAAGUAGGUAACCCAAACCCGAGUCGGACUCGGGGAAUCCAGGGCACGAGUUUUUGUUGCUGAAGCAUUGUUAAAUGGACCUUAACCAAAGAUAUAUGCAAGAGAAGAAGUAGAUCCAGAUGGAAGAAGCAUCAUUAAUGAUGUUCUAGGUUCAAGCCAACAUAGCCAUAAAAAUAGAGCAUCAUGUUCUCAUACAGCUUGUCAUCGGUUGGUAACCAUCUCCGCCAGCUUGCCUGCUUAUUUAUUUUUGUUACUGGGACCAUCUCCCCACCACAAAUGCUGCUGAGGUGACGAUUAACAUCUUGGAAAGCAAACCUUUCCAUCACUGUCCAGGCGUUUUGUAAGAUGACCACGGGGCCUGUAGUUGUGGUGAACAAAAGGUUCUGUGCUUAUGAUGAUUUCUUGUUUGUUAAAUUGUAUCCUAAUACAAUUCUUUCCAUGCCAGCCUGUCCUUAUCUGGGAAACCUCAUGGCCGUCUCUGAUGUAGGAACUGGUCCAAGAACGCUUAAUAAUCUGAUCUGUUUCCUGGAAUCUCGCAUAGAAAGCAUCUGUACUUGAAGUAAGCGAAGUAAGCACUCGACUCUGGCUUUAAUGAAUUUAAUGCACUGGGGUUGCCCCUACCUAUAAAAGAAACAAUAAAAUCUAGAAGAAACAAUAUCGUAUACUCCCUUUUCUGUUUAUUCACUAGCGGUUUCUUAAACAUGUAUUUCAUGAAAGAAGCUUUAUCUGGAAGUAAAAGCGGCUUAAACUGCUUCUCACGUGAAUACAGAAAAACGCCCGGUAAUUCAAACUCCGUGAACACAUUCCCUGCACCUUCUUACACUGGAAAUUCCUUUAGGAUAGUGGCUUUUUUUGUGUGCUUGCCCCCCGCUGAAGUGUAAAUGAAUGGGCCCAGUGACUGUACGAGUGUCCCCGGCUACUGCGUGCAUUUACCGCCAUUUACCGCCACUGGGUUUGCCGUGGCCAGUAUGCAUGCACUGAUACACCACGCUCAUUUAAGAAUUUGAUUUUCUUUAUCCGGAAUUUCUAUUACUUGUACAUUUUCAGGUACCCAAAUAUCUCCAUUAUUAAUAAAAAAAAUAAAUAAACAAUAAAAUGUAUCGAAAUAAUGAAGCUAUUGUAUUUGAGCUUUGCAGGUACGCGUCUCCGAGUUCUAUUGUGUUCACUUCUGGGCAGUAAUUAUACAGAGCACAAACCAUAAUAAUCACUUUUUGCUUUGUUUUGUUUUUUUUUGUAUUAAACGUGUGACAUGCUGGUAGCGAAGGGCUAAAUUCACCAGGACAGAGCUGCAUAAAUAUGAACAAUCUAACCUCCCUGUUUUAGCCAUACGUGUAAAAGGGCCGGCUCGGCCCCCUCUGGGGAGAAGACUGUCGCUUUCUCAAGCCAUGGUGAAUCUCGCUGAAGGUAUCUAAAGAGCUUCUAAUAGUUACUCAGCGUGGGGUCGCUUUGCAAGAGACCCUUUCUCAUGUUCAGCUGUAAGGGGCAGCAGCUCUCCUUAUCCAUGGUGAAUUCAGCCCGGCGAUCUAGUCUGUGCAGGCUGUUUUUGGUUGUGAAUACUAUAAAUUGAUAUAAAUCUGUUAUGUUUUGUAUAUAUGUUGUGGUAUAUGUAUAAAAAAAAAAAAAAACGGCAAUGCAAUAUCCCAUUUUGCACAAUUUGCAGGCGUACGGUCAAUAAAUUUUGCACACCAGUAAUAACAUUUUGUAUUGGGGUUCCCACUUAUGAUGUAUAUUUAUCCAGCUAGUACCAUACCAAAUAUUUUAUUUAAAAAGAUUAGAAAUCUGAAUGUCCAAAUUCAGGGUUUGAGAACAUACGGCCAGUAAAAAAUAAUAAUAAUAAUAAUAAUAAUAAACCGCUUAAACAAGCAUUUUCUUGCUGUAUUAAUGUACACAUUUCUGGCGGCAGGAAUGACCUCUGCGAGUUCAGUUUGUCCUAUAGACCCUCCGCCUAUAGCUUUUAAGCACAGAUUCCAUAGCUGCGGACAUCUCUCACAUUGGAGAACGGAUGUUACUUAUAUAAAAAAAAAAAUAUUGGCACAGAGUUUUAAAAUGUGUUGCCAUAGCAACCAAUGGAUUCAGGGAGGAUUAUUUCAUCGGUUGCUAUGGUGAGAACACCACUUUGCAAACUUUGCACCAGAAUCACAUAUACUCAACAUCCGUAAAUGUUAGGAAGCCGGGGCCGGAGUAGAAUAUUAUUUAUACAUUGGGUAACGUGUUAUAAAGGAUAUUGGGCAUUAGAGUCAUGCAAUAGUUAGCAACGCAACACAAAGAGAGGGUCUUUACUAGAAAAGUCCCCAAAACCCCUUUUUCUCUUUUAAACAAAAUAUUGGUUUGUUUCUGCUGGUGUUCUUAAAACGUGCUUCUGAAUUUGUUUAUUUUUCACCUUUAAAACAUCCUGAAAGACACUUAUGCAAUAUUCAUGGUAUGUACAUUCUAUAGUAUCAGACAAUACAACGUUCUCACAUGCUGUAUAGAAAACAUUAGAAUACAAAGAAAGAUCUACUUAUCUGUGCACAAAGAGGAAAGAAUCAAUGCAAGUGUUUUAAAUGUACAUUUAUCUGUGUAGAUUGUUUGAUUUGGGAACAAGCUGUAUUAAAAUAAUUUUUUUGAAUUGUAAAUAUAUGGUUUUAGUAAAUAAACUUAUGCGAAGGUU
Spea bombifrons (plains spadefoot toad) is the source of this 5276-nucleotide messenger RNA. RefSeq names its product TBC1 domain family member 14 (gene TBC1D14). Bases 185 to 2275 code for a protein of 696 amino acids. The transcript has 16 exons. Lineage: Eukaryota; Metazoa; Chordata; Amphibia; Anura; Pelobatidae. The record is from RefSeq and is a predicted model, not a curated record.